Cadophora gregata is the source of this 1443-nucleotide messenger RNA. RefSeq lists its product as uncharacterized. Lineage: Eukaryota; Fungi; Ascomycota; Leotiomycetes; Helotiales; Ploettnerulaceae. The transcript has 4 exons. Gene Ontology annotation, biological process: phosphorelay signal transduction system. The record is from RefSeq and is a predicted model, not a curated record. Bases 1 to 1443 code for a protein of 480 amino acids.
AUGUCGAAGUACUCGACUGAAUGGUUUGGUCUCAAGCUCGUGUCUGAACGAGAAGAUGCAGAUAUCGCCAUUGCAGACGAGUCUGCCUAUCUUAACGAGGCAGUUUCUGAUACAGAAUACGGCAUCUUACUAAUCCUUUGCAGUAGCGGUGCUCGCAGAGAUAUCUUCCCCUCAAGACUGCAUACCGGUCAGAUUGUGGAAUUCAUCAGCAAGCCAUGCGGACCACAUCGUCUAGCCAAGGCCCUACUAAACUGCCUAGAUACCGAAGACGGCACGCCUCAUACUCCAAAUGAUGAAAGGUCAUCAAUCGGGUUCUCGCCAACAGUGCUGAAUCUCAUACGGACACCUAGUCUAAGUAAGACCAUCACGCUUGCCUUGUCAACCGAACCGGUUAGUCCGACGCCGACACCUUUGCAUGAGCGACGAGCUGCCAGUGCGAAUGCUGCUACGGCCCUUAUCGAGAGUGGAAACAUAUCGGAGACCAUGAGUCUAGCUAGCAAGCCGAGCAUGAAUAAGGAUACACCGCAGACUCCUCCGACUGCGAAAUUACCCAAAUUUGGCAAGAGUAAUUUGGAGGAUUUGAAACCCAGAUCUCCGGACGCUGUACCAGCAGCGCGUAGAAAGCCUACCAUGCUACUUGUCGAGGAUAACCCCGUCAACAUGAUGCUUCUAGCCACAUAUAUGAAGAAGAACAAAUGGGAGUUUGAAAAGGCGUCGAAUGGUCUCUUAGCUCUUGAAGCUUUCCGAGAGAGACCUGGGGGGUUUGAUGUCAUCUUCAUGGACGUCUCAAUGCCAGUAAUGACAGGCUACGAAUCAACCCGCCACAUCCGCAUGAUCGAAACCGAACGCCGCCUCGCCUACGAACACCAAAACCUCAUCCAAACCAGUCCUCCCUUCCUCUCACCCUCCUCCACUACCGCCAUCAAUAUGCAGCAACCCUCAUCCUUUCCCUUCAACCUCCCCACUCCAGGCCCUACACCCUCAACCAGCAACUCCUCCCACCUACCAUUAAGAUCCGACUCCAUCUCACCCACCAACACCUCAUCCCUUCCUUCAAACCCAACGACUUUCCCAUUCCCCGCUUCUUCCUCCUCCACCCCUCCUAAUCCUAAUUCUAAUCACAACAACACCUUCCCCUCCUCCCGCUCCUCCCCCCCCUCCACUUUCUCCCCACCACCCCUCUCGGACCUCAACGCGCGCCUCGUGCUCCCCCGCCUGAAACUCAACUCCCCGGCUCUCAUCAUUGCGCUCACGGGGUUCUCAAGCCAGAAGGAUCAGGAGAUGGCGUUUGAGGCUGGGGUGGAUAUCUUUAUGACGAAGCCGGUGAGGUUUAAGGAGGUGGGGAGGAUUUUGGAGGGGUGGAUGAGGGGGAGGGAGGGGGAUGAGAUUCGGGGGGAGGAGGAGGAGGGUGCGAGUGGGGUUGGUGUUGGUGUUGGUCAAUGA